Trichophyton rubrum CBS 118892 is the source of this 1608-nucleotide messenger RNA. RefSeq lists its product as uncharacterized. NCBI's taxonomy places the organism in Eukaryota, Fungi, Ascomycota, Eurotiomycetes, Onygenales, Arthrodermataceae. The transcript has a single exon. The record is from RefSeq and is a predicted model, not a curated record. Bases 1 to 1608 code for a protein of 535 amino acids.
AUGUCUCUCCACAAAGGGAGACAAGAGCCCUUCUCCGUCGUCAAUCCGGACUUUGAUCGACUACCUGUACGACGGACUACGUACGCCGUAGACAGACCCAGUGGCCUUCGACGAGUGGUCUCGGCGAGAGCAUUAAGUCCGCAUCUAGAUUCAUCUGAGUCCUUGCCCAGCGAGCAUAGUUCUCUCUACGAUGCCUUGCUGUUGAGCUACGAAUCCGAGCAUAACAACGGACCGCCAUCGAAAGGGAAGAAAGAUAAUGAGGACGGUUCGAAGACAGCCGGUGCCAACCACUUGCAAGAGCUGCGCUCUUGGGACAGCGAAAGAGCCCGGCGCCGAGACAAGCUCGCAGUGCCUUCGUUGGAUACUAUAUUCGAGAACCGGAGUGUAUCUACCCACCGAGCUGCAUCGUCUCGCUCAGGGCUGAGACAUUAUGCAUCAGUUGGCGUCUCACUGAACACAAUAUCCUCGUACUCAGGAGUUUCGUCAAGGACACUGCCCGUCCGGCGGAAUCAAUACGGAUCAAAGAUCUACUCGUUCGACGACAAUGAUAUACCCUCGCUUCGACCUAGAUUCUCUUUUACUCCUCUUGCUCCUCGUGAACGCCGCCAUUCAUGCAGCACACUUUCUUCAGAGGGAAGCUUUGACACCUUUCGCUGGCGUAACUAUAUUGUUUCCCCAGCUGAACCUACACAGCCUAUACAUCCUCCUCCACAGCGACCAAGCACUCCCCCUGGUGUUCCCUCUUUUGGCUCACCAGAAGCUCUAAACUACGACAUAUCAUCUCUCCCUAGAUCAACUCCACGAACAGGCCAAGACAACAGUAGAUCAUCACCACAAGCUAACGGAAGCCCAGAAGGCGGAGAAAGAGAGAAUGGCUCUGACGAUGAAUGCGGAUGCUGUGGAAUUGGAUUCCGGAGAGCUAUCCGCGAGACAACCUCCUAUAUCACCUAUCAGCCUCCUGAACGUCUUCCCCCGGGAGUUCUUGCAAGGGCUGAUGAUGGAACACUUAUUCGAGGGCGGUUUGGUGCUCGAGCAAGCGGACAUGGCAUUGGAGCCACUGCGAACUUAGUGAACCAUCCGUUUCACCAGAAUCACCUACCCAUUGCAAGAACGAAGGAUGCGGAUAUCCAACCACCACAGCCAGCCCGUUCAAGGUCUAGCCAUCCUAACUCCCGCAAUGACUUUGGUCUACGCGUCUCAUCAACGGGUAUUUCAAGCCCACCUUCUCGGUAUCGAUCGUUGCUUGAUGAUCACAGGGAUUUACCCGCUCCUUCUGGCCCCGUACCAGCACCGUAUUUGACUCGUACAAGCAAUCGAACGACACCACCACGGCUCAGAGAGCAGAUGCAGUAUUCACGCCCUGCAUCAACUUCAGCACCAGUUGGGAAUGACGCCUCCUCAUCCACCACUGAGAAUCCCAGUGUGGCAUCCUCCAGCAAGAGCGCUUUACAACGGCUCUGGAAUCUCGUUUCAUUAAACAUAACCAAGUGCUGCUUCCUGGGCGCUGACGACGAACACGAGGGACAGCGAGGUACAGAGAUGCAACGGAUUCCCGAGUCCUCCCACCAGGCAACCGCAAGCGUAGCAAUGGGUAGACGUGCCACUUGA